GCUCUGGAGCCCUUUCAGGAAUGCCAAAACCGCUAUAAAUGUUUGAGGAAACACCUGCGUUGCCUCUGCUUUCAACACCGGCUCAGGUGACGGGCGCGUUGCGGAGGCUGGAGGCUCCUUUCCCCGGGUCCGGGGGAGCCGGUGGCGGCUCUCCCCUCCCACCGGACUACAAGUCCCGGCAGCCCCGCGGCGGGAGGCAUGGCGGGCUGGGCGCGGGCGGUGCGGGGGCUGCUGCUGGAUGUCAGCGGGGUGCUGUACGACAGCGGCGGGGACGGCGGGCUGCCCAUCGCCGGCUCGGUGGAGGCGGUGCGCAGGAUCAAGGCAUCUGGUCUGAAGCUGCAGCUCUGCACUAACGAAACCCAAGCGACCCGGGAGAAGUUUGUGAAGAAGCUCCAGGGCAUGGGCUUCGACAUCUCGGUGGCCGAAGUCACGGCCCCGGCACCAGCCGCCUGCCGCCUGCUGAAGGAGCGCGGCCUGAGGCCACACUUGCUCGUCCACAACGAUCUUGUCCCCGAAUUUGAUGAACUUGAUAAAACAAACCCCAACUGUGUGGUUCUUGGAGAUGCAGCAGAAAACUUCACCUAUGCAAACCUUAACAAAGCUUUUCAGCUUCUGAUUGGGAUGGAGAAGCCUGUUUUGAUCUCCCUUGGGAGGGGACGCUACUAUAAAGAAACUGAUGGUCUGAAACUUGAUGUUGGAGCAUAUAUGAAGGCAUUAGAGUAUGCUUGUGAUGUUCAAGCUGAGGUGGUGGGGAAACCAGCAAAGACAUUUUUUGAGUCAGCCUUAGCAGAACUGGGAGUUCCACCAGAGCAGGCCAUCAUGAUUGGAGAUGAUAUCGUGAACGAUGUCGGCGGUGCCCAGCGCUGCGGGAUGAGAGCCCUGCAAGUGAGGACAGGGAAGUACAGGCCUUGCGAUGAAAACCACCCCCACGUGAAGCCCGACGCCUACGUCAACAACCUGGCUGAGGCCGUCGACAUUCUCCUCCAGCAGCUGUAGAGCCCCUCUGCAUGUGCCUGGGGAGAGGGAAGAGGAGCAGGAGGCCUCACGGGCAGCCCCUUCCACCAGGCCACCUCUCCCAGCUCCACCUGAUAGGAAGAGCCCCAGCCUCCAGCCCGGAGCGGUGAGCACCGCGUCCCUCGGCGUCUUGGGUAAUGAUGCCCUCAGCUCCCCAGGGGAGCACCCACCUGCUCUGCUCUCCUCCACCACGUCCUGAACACCUUCCCCUCCGUGUUGUGCCCCUGCCAGGGCAGGUGAAAUUGGCUGUCCCAGAAGUACGGGGCUCUUCCCCAGCUGGGGCUGAGUCUUGUCUGCCCCAGGGGAACCCUGAGGGUGCUGAGGGGCCCCUGACUCCCCCUGUGAUGCUGGGGGGGUUUGUACCCCCUUUAACUCUUUGCUCACACCAGGGCUCCAGCCCUGGGUGGGAAAUGGAGGGGACCCAGCACCCCUUCAUGAACAAGCUGUGCUGUUUAACUCGCCCUUUCUGUGCUUUUUGGGGUGCCUGAGGUGGGAUGGGGGAUGUCCUUGAGGGGCGACGGUGGCUACCAAGCCUUGGGCUGGGGUGCUCUGUGGGGUCCCGUCUGUGCCCCUGGCUGGGUGGGGCGGGGCAGAAAAUCUCUGGGGAGGGGGACAGCCCCUGCCCCCUUGGCAAGCCAGUAAUCGAGUUUCUGCCACGUUCAGCCCCUGUCAGGCACCGCCCGGGGUUAGGGCUGGGGAAUCCAGGGACACUGCAGCACAUCGCGGAGCAACUGCUGCUUCCUGUCGGGAAUAAACCUUGUCCUGCCCA
Molecule: messenger RNA, 1783 nt
Organism: Apus apus (common swift)
Lineage: Eukaryota; Metazoa; Chordata; Aves; Apodiformes; Apodidae
Gene: LHPP
Product: phospholysine phosphohistidine inorganic pyrophosphate phosphatase
Exons: 7
Coding region: 199-996 (265 amino acids)
Biological process (GO): dephosphorylation
Cellular component (GO): cytosol
Molecular function (GO): phosphatase activity; inorganic diphosphate phosphatase activity
Source: RefSeq, a predicted model, not a curated record